This is a messenger RNA of Brassica napus (rape), 1954 nucleotides long. RefSeq names its product RHOMBOID-like protein 5. NCBI's taxonomy places the organism in Eukaryota, Viridiplantae, Streptophyta, Magnoliopsida, Brassicales, Brassicaceae. Gene Ontology annotation, cellular component: membrane. The transcript is spliced from 5 exons. Gene Ontology annotation, biological process: proteolysis. The coding region runs from base 194 to 1141 and encodes 315 amino acids. Gene Ontology annotation, molecular function: serine-type endopeptidase activity. The record is from RefSeq and is a predicted model, not a curated record.
CAAAAUUACCAAACACAACUGUCUGAUGUAGUCAUAAAAGACUAAAAAGUAAAAACCCUAACGUCCGCCACAAGUAUUUCCGAAUUUUUCUCUCAGCUUCACAUUUUUGCUAAAUUUGCGGGAAAUCAAAUCUAAUCCUCAAAACUCAACCAAAAGGCCAACGAGCAAACGCGCGUUAUACUCUUUUCCAGAAAUGGGGAAGAGACCGCCGAUCCCACCAGACAUAGAAAACGGAACUCCACCAUUACCACCGUUACCACCACCAGCUCGACCGCCGUUUCGCCCUCCUAUUCCCGUUCCAUGGUACGCAUGGCUCGUGCCUCUCAUCUUUGCUGCUAACUUCAUCACAUUCGCCACCACAAUGUACGUCAACGAUUGCCCCUCGAGAUCAGAUAACUGUCUCUUGUUUGAUGUCCUUGGAAGGCUUUCGUUUCAACCGAUAAAGGAGAAUAUGCUUCUUGGUCCUUCUAUUCCCACGCUGAGAAGACUUGGAGCUCUAGAAAGGAGACUUGUCGAGGAAGGUGAAAAAUGGCGUCUCAUCUCUUGCAUAUGGCUUCACGGUGGGCUCCUUCACCUGCUGGCUAACAUGAUCAGCCUCCUCUGUAUUGGAAUGCGUCUUGAACAAGAAUUUGGAUUCUUGAGAAUUGGAGCUUUGUAUGUGAUCUCCGGGCUUGGUGGAAGCAUUAUGUCUUGUUUGACAGAUUCAAGAGGAGAACGUGUAUCAGUAGGAGCAUCAGGCGCCUUGUUCGGGUUACUCGGUGCAAUGCUCUCAGAGCUGAUCACAAACUGGACAAUCUAUGAAAAUAAGUGUACAUCACUUAUGACAUUGAUCCUGAUCAUUGCACUGAACCUAAGCGUCGGAUUCUUACCACGUGUAGACAAUUCUGCUCAUUGUGGAGGAUUCUUAGCCGGUUUUUUCCUAGGGUUUGUCCUUCUUCUCCGUCCGCAGUACGGAUACGUGAACCCCAAGUAUAUUCCACCUGGUUAUGACGUGAAACACAGGAAAUCAAGACACAAGUGUUAUCAACAUGUCUUCAGGUUUACAUCGCUAGCCAUUCUCCUUGCGGGAUUCAUUGCGGGAUAUACUAAGCUUCUAAGAGAACAUACAGUAGAGAGCGUGCCAUUCAGAGAUGUCAAUUAGCAUCUGUAAAAGUUCAUUUCACAGGAUCCCAAGAUAUUUUCAUAUAUGAUACAACACCAUCACCAGAAAAGGUUUUACAUUUGAUGAUUCGAGAAGUAAUUACAUAUGUACCGGUUUUUCAAGGCUGUUGUAACUGUACUCAUGUGUAUGAAAAAGCAUAUAUUAACCUAGGAAACAUUUUUUAUAUAUCUAGUUUCUUUUGUAGCAAACUAGGAUCACAAAUCAAUUAUGUAGUAGUAGAACUGAUGUUUCGUUAGCGUGAGGUGUCUCCCCAAUUUCGAAACAAACCUACGAACAUUGAAUUUUGAGCAAAUAAACACUAUAAAUCAAAGCAAUAUAUUUUGUUUUUUUUUAUCUUGACAAGAGCAUUACUUUCUGUCUUGAUAUGAGCAUUAACUUUUAUUCCUACGGUUCCAUAAUCAAUAUGCUUUACUCCAUACCCUUUGGGUUUGUUUGUGAGUGCUUCAAAGCCUUGAAACACUUCCGAGAUCUCUAUAGCUUCUUCGAUCUUAAUAUCACCAAAUUAUGUAAUAUCAAUGAACAUCAGAAAAGUAGAAGGUUUAUUAGUUGAACAAAUCGACUUAAAUCAUAAAGUUCAAAAGAUUAAAUACCUUAGAGCCUAAAGAACAAAUCAAUGACUCAAUAUCUUCAAAUUUGAUUGUCUCAAGUUUUUUCAACAUGUGUUUGACUGCAUAAGAAGCUUCGGAUAAACUUUGUAGCAUAAGCAUCUCGGAAUGAUCCCAAUAUCAGCAAUGCUCCUAUUAAAUUUAGCAACACAACAGUUUCUUUUUGCAUCUGAAAUAAAUAAAAAAA